Molecule: messenger RNA, 1032 nt
Organism: Psilocybe cubensis
Lineage: Eukaryota; Fungi; Basidiomycota; Agaricomycetes; Agaricales; Agrocybaceae
Exons: 3
Coding region: 1-1032 (343 amino acids)
Molecular function (GO): protein binding
Source: RefSeq, a predicted model, not a curated record
AUGGCUUCCCUUGCGCAGCCCUCUACCUCCGUCACUUCUAGCAAGCGACGAAGAGCUACCGAGUCCGAGUCCGAUCAUGGUGCUUUAACUUUCAUCACAUCAUCAUUUAUCGGUAUCCCCUCUCAAACAGCUCGCUCUGCAGAGUUCUGGUUCGAAGACGGGAACAUCAUUAUCCAGGCGGAGAAAACACAAUUUCGGGUCUACCGCGGUGUACUAUCGCGUCAUUCUGUAUACUUCAAGAACCUCUUUGGAGAGCCGGAGUCUAAUGACAAAUGUCUGGUGGAUGGAUGCUCCGUGGUGCGCGUCUCGGGAACUGAAGUUGACUGGUGUAAGCUCCUGCAGGCGAUACACGACUUCAGCCAAGUCAAAAAUGCCUCUUAUUCCUGGCCUCAGCUAAUUUCACUGCUUCGUCUUGGACACGCGUACCAGUUCGACGAAAUACGAAGUGCAAUCAUCGCGCAAAUGAGCACCAUGUUUCCCAGCCAAUUGCACGAUUGGGAUAAUGCACUUGCGAUUCCCAUAGACCCAAAGGUUCCACCGGUAUACUUAUUCGAAGUUGCGAAGGUAGCAAUCGAGACGGGUCAGAAAAUGCUUCUGCCAGCGCUUUACCUGCAGUGUCUCCGAACACACGGAUUGGAAAUUAUAUAUACAGGCCUAAGGCCGCCUUCUAACCCUGUUUUGCAACUCUCAACAUUGCCCGCUGCUGUACAAAGUAAUCUGUCGGUAGGCAGAGAACGGCUGCUUGUCCAGUCACUUGAACUGUUCGCUUUGUAUCCCCUCAAGUCUCCGGACGGAGAUGACAGGUGUACAAAUCCUGCAAAAUGUACACUUCGACGAACCGAGGCCACAGCGCGGAGAAUGGCUCAAAUUGUCAAAGAAAUUUUCCCUGAUAACGGAGACGUGGACACAGGCUUUUGUGAUUACUGCACGCAGAUAGUUGUUGAACGGAAACGAGAUGGUCGGAAACGGCUGUGGGAUGCGUUGACCUAUAUGUUUGGUUUGCCUGUUUGGACAGAUUUGGUUGUUGAGUAG